AUGGACAGACAUUUGUUAUUGUGUGUAUUAAAUUUUUUUGUUUAUUGUGUAAAACUGAAAAAAAAGUUAAAACUCAAAAAUAUAAUCAAACAAAAAAUUUCAUUGAACACAUUAUUUGUUAGUGAAAAUUUAUCUUUUUCUUCGAUAAUAUUUUUUCAUAGAACAUUAGAAAAAUGCUCGGAAGUUGGCGAAAUAAAAAAGUACCUUCGAAUAAUGAAGCGGAUUCAUCUUCGCAGGCAAAGAAAGCUCUUUCAUCUAGAGAUCUAUUUCUUCCGCGAGAUAUACAAGAAUUGAAAGACGAUCUUCCAUCAACAUGCAAAUUCAUAGUACCAAAUCCCAACGAAUUACAUAUUCUAGAGUUAUGGAUUACACCGCCACGUGAAUCAAUGUGGUAUGGCGGCCGAUUCAAAUUUGUUAUCGAUAUACCAUUGGAAUAUAAAUAUGCACCACCAAAAGUACGGUGUCUAACACGUAUCUAUCAUCCAAAUAUAAAUGAAUCGGGUGAAAUUUGUUUGAGUAUCUUACGGGUUAGUUUCGAUGAAAAUGGUUGGCUACCGACACGGUCAUUGAAGGAUAUUGUCUGUGGUCUCAAUUCAUUAUUCACUGAUCUAUUGAACUUCGAAGAUCCACUCAAUUCGGCAGCAGCAGAACAUUAUCUUCGUGAUCCAAGGGGAUUUGCACGUCAAGUAAAACAAUAUAUCGACCGAUAUUGUUCACAUUAAACAUUAAAUAAAGAAUUUUUCAAUUCAA
Molecule: messenger RNA, 750 nt
Organism: Dermatophagoides pteronyssinus (European house dust mite)
Lineage: Eukaryota; Metazoa; Arthropoda; Arachnida; Sarcoptiformes; Pyroglyphidae
Product: NEDD8-conjugating enzyme UBE2F-like
Source: RefSeq, a predicted model, not a curated record